Messenger RNA from Sparassis crispa, 1518 nucleotides. RefSeq lists its product as hypothetical. Bases 1 to 1518 code for a protein of 505 amino acids. Gene Ontology annotation, molecular function: nucleic acid binding. The transcript has a single exon. Gene Ontology annotation, biological process: DNA integration. The record is from RefSeq and is a predicted model, not a curated record. NCBI's taxonomy places the organism in Eukaryota, Fungi, Basidiomycota, Agaricomycetes, Polyporales, Sparassidaceae.
AUGAUCAUUCGAGAAAACUACAUCGGCAUGGACCCUAUCAAACUUAAAGGAAUUGCAGAAUGGCCUGAACCAAGCACGGUAAAAGGUGUUCGCUCUUUCCUCGGGUUUGGAAACUUUUACCGGAAAUUCAUUGCCAACUUCUCGGAUAUUGCUAAACCAUUGACGAACCUUACGCGUACCGCUGCUGGAUCUCCACCUUUUGAAUGGACAACAGAAUGUCAGACAGCUUUUGAUACAUUGAAACAACGAUUCAGUACUGCCCCAGUGUUGUUGCUGCCCGACAAAGCAAAACCCUUCAUUGUCGAAUCUGAUGCUUCCAAGUUUGCUACGGGUGCAGUUUUACGACAAGCCGAUAUCAAUGGAGAACUCCAUCCUUGUGCCUACAUUUCACAGACGCUCAAUCCAGCUGAACGAAACUACGAAAUCUAUGACCGCGAACUUCUCGGAAUCAUUCGAGCCCUUACCGAAUGGCGCCAUUAUCUAGAAGGCUCUCCUCAUCCCGUCGAAGUUCACAGUAAUCACAAGAACCUCACGUACUUCCGUACAGCGCAGAAGUUAAACCGCCGACAAGCACGAUGGAGUCUUAAAUUAUCACAAUACGAUCUUCACCUCAUUCACGUCCCUGGCACUCAGAUGAUCCAAUCUGAUGCGCUAUCUCAUUGUAACGGACUCGAUGACAGUGAAAGUGACAAUGAAGAUCACAUCCUUCUACCCGAUGCACUAUUUGUGCGAUCCAUUUCCCCGAUGCUAUUUGACGAAAUCAGAAAUCACGCAGCAAAGGACCUCAUUGUUCAUGAAGCCCUUGAAGCGAUCGCGCACAAAGGGCCGUUCCCAAUGAAGUCCUCGCUCUCCGACUGGAGAGUUCGCGAUGGUGUCAUCCUUUACAAAGGAAAGAUUUAUGUCCCACCAUCUGAAUCUCUUCGUCGUGACCUCGUUCGACUACAUCACGACUCCCCUGCCAUGGGCCACCCUGGAAAGUUCAAUACUCUUGAACUCCUACGUCAUGAAUUUUGGUGGCCCGGCAUGUAUGCAUUUGUCAACAAUUACGUUGAAGGCUGUGCCGCCUGUCAACAGAUGAAACCGAAUACUCACCCAACUCAUAUUCCUUUGGAAUCAAUCCCCGCAGACCCACACGCAUUACCAUUUUCCUGUUGCACCACAGAUUUUAUCACCGACCUCCCCGUUUCCAACGGCUUUGAUUUGAUUAUGGUCGUAGUAGACCAUGACCUUACGAAGGGGGUGAUUCUUACGCCCUGCCUCAAAAUGAUCACAGCUGAAGGAACAGCCAAGAUUUUUCAUGACAAAGUUUACUCGCAAUUCGGACUACCUGACCGAAUCAUCUCAGAUAGAGGACCUCAAUACGCAUCCAAGGUUUUCCAAGAGUUAAAUCGACUACUCCAGAUUAGAUCACCGAUGAGCACAGCUUAUCACCCUCAGACGGACGGAGAAACAGAACGAGUCAACCAGGAGCUGGAAAUCUAUCUUCGACUCUAUUGUGGAAACAACCCUGAAACAUAG